Molecule: messenger RNA, 2677 nt
Organism: Anopheles coustani
Lineage: Eukaryota; Metazoa; Arthropoda; Insecta; Diptera; Culicidae
Gene: Hyccin
Product: hyccin
Exons: 6
Coding region: 183-2078 (631 amino acids)
Biological process (GO): phosphatidylinositol phosphate biosynthetic process; protein localization to plasma membrane
Cellular component (GO): plasma membrane
Source: RefSeq, a predicted model, not a curated record
UCGCUUCCGAAUGUAUCGAAUCCCCGGGACGUAGUACCUACCACCGUCAGCAUACACUCCGUUCGGACACACACCAACCAGGUGUGUCAACGGAAAACGAGGAAACGCAUUGCUCAAAGAGGCCGGCUACCGGUGUGGUGUGGUGCGGUGCGGGGUACGGUGGUGCGCGUUAGGCGAAAGCGAUGGCGGAGGCAAUCAUUGCCGACUGGAUCUCCGACUAUAGCUCCCUGCAGGACACGGAGCUGCGCACGUUUGCGGCCCAGCAUGAGAAUGACUUUGAGAUCUCGAAGGCCCUCUACACGAUCCUGAACGAGCGGACCAAAUACAAAGAUCUCAUACAUCCCAUCUGCAACCAGCUGUGCAAUUUCUACCGGUCAAAUGAAGUGGAGCUGCGCCGGUUCACGCUGCAGUUCGUACCGAUGCUGAUCUAUCUGUAUCUGAACUCGGUGGCGCUCGGCGACAAAAAAGGCUGUCGGUCGAUCGAAACGCUGCUGAUCUGUAUCUACAACAUCGAGGUCAGCUCAGAGGACGGCAGCCCGAAGGUGGUAUCCUUUCGGAUGCCCGUUCUUGCCCAAGCAUCGGUAUACCAUGAGGAAAAAAGUCUUCAACCGAGCGACCUGCGUAGAUGGGAGGAAAACAGCAACAAGGACAUUAACUGGGGCCCACUGCCCACGAUCGAGUCGAUCAACGCUCAGAACCGACUGAAGGUGAUGACGGCACUGCUGUUCACGUACAACCAGCAGCUGAACCAAAUACACAAGCCCGCCCUGUAUCAUCUCUGCAAGACGACGUCGCUGCUGGUCAACCAGGGCUUCCCGAAGCUACCCGGUGGCCACAUGCACCGUUCGUCGUACGGUAGCGAUCCGAUCUCACCCCAGCAACCGAUGGCGAUGGCGGCCCCCUCGCAUGUCGUGCGACCUCCACCACGGAUCGCCGUGAACGCGCAGUUCCUGGUCGAGCUGGCUCACGCCAAUUACUUCGCCAUGUUCAACGAGUUUGCGUCGGCCGCGAUUGAGGCCGUGACGGACCUGCACAGUCGGGCGUGCUACGAAAUGCUGCCCGAGGUGAUACUGGUCUCAAACGCGAUACGAAACUCGCUGCACGCGAAUCCUUCCGGCCAACCGAGCGACGGUCCGAUGGGUAUCAGUGUCGCACUGACACCCGCCACAACGACCGUGACGGUCUCGAAGUCGAUGAUCACCAAUGCAUCCUUCCGGACGAAGAAGUUGCCAGAUGAUAUUCCAAUACAGGGUCCGACGAAGGACGACAGCAGUGGCCCGCCCCACCUGACCAGCAUCAACGAAGAGGGCGAAAGUGGGCUCCCAUCGGCGGACGGGAGCAUGAAGGGCAGCAUCGUUGGGGGUAAUGCUACGGCGGGCGGGGCUGGUGGUGGUGCGUCGACGACGUCUACCCCGGGCAAACCGAAGGACUCCAAAACCCACAAGGUGCUCGGUGGCUUUAAGAAGCUGAAACCGGAAAAGGAUAAAGAGAAGGAUAAGGAUAAGGAUAAAGAUAAGGAUAAGGAAAGAGAUAAAGACAGCAAAGAUGCUAGCGGUCCGACGCCGGUCGUACUCGUGUCAACCGGCACGGGCAGUGUGACGGUUCCGGUGGGAAGUGCCGGUACCGGAACCACCGUUGGCGGCACGUCACUAGUCGAGGAAGCGAAGGCGCUGAUGUCAUCGGCCAAGAAGAUUAACUCGAAGGAUAAACUAAGUGCUUCCGGUGUUGGCGGUGGACAACCGGCCACGGUGGUGGUGCUUUCCAACGGCAGCAUUCUGAUGGGCUCCGGUCCUGGUGCUACGUCGACGAAUGGCGACGGAACGGAUGCUGGUGGACCCAUCAUCGGGGCAACAUUGGCGCCAAGUUCGGCCGGUGGAGGUGCCACCGCGAACGGUGGACUCGGCAAGCAAUCGCUCGACAAUGGCGAAUCGUUCGAUUCCGGAAGCGAGCUCAUCCAGCAUCAUUGCAACACCGUCAUCAACAGCAGCAACAGCAACAGCAGCAACGGGGGCAGCACGAUUAAAACCACCGUGCUGGACAUGAAGAACCACGGAAGCAUACAAGUUAGUCAAGUUUAGAUAGUUCCUUCGGUACAUUGGGUGUUGUUUGUGUGUUUUCGUGUGUCUGUGUGUAUGUGCGCGCGCGUAGGAGCGUUUCCUUGAUUGAUUUUUUUUUAUUUACCUAACACCGGGGAAAUCACACGAAGCCUGAUAAUUGUAACGAUGAGUUUUUGGUGCAAAUUGUUCCACAAUUCGUAAAAUUGAGGUCACUUUUUAACGGUAAAGAGUCCGUUUUGAGGAGAUACGCUUGUGUUUACGCCAUGAUAACAACUUAUGGCACUCACGUACACACACAUACACACGCACACAAAAACUAUACAUAUAUAGCUACGAUAGGUUAGGAACAAUUGAUCGUACGCAAUAGAGUGCCGGAAAGGUGGCGAGACGGAGAGACAUUAUCCCUCGCGUUUACGUUGCUUGACCCCAUUCCUUGCUCCGUUAAACUCCAGUUUCAUAUAACCUCGUAAAACUUCGUUUCAUGUUAUACACAUGUUUUUGUUUAUCGGUUUUUGCUAGCGAAAGUUCAUAAGACCUUGUUUUUAUUAUCGGAAAAAUGUUUAAUGUGAUCCAACCUAAACUACGCGUUUUAUAAAGUAUUCAAUUUCUUGGUGUAUUUG